This is a messenger RNA of Saccharomyces mikatae IFO 1815, 648 nucleotides long. RefSeq names its product Erp2p (gene ERP2). NCBI's taxonomy places the organism in Eukaryota, Fungi, Ascomycota, Saccharomycetes, Saccharomycetales, Saccharomycetaceae. The record is from RefSeq and is a predicted model, not a curated record. Gene Ontology annotation, cellular component: COPII-coated ER to Golgi transport vesicle; endoplasmic reticulum-Golgi intermediate compartment; Golgi apparatus. The transcript has a single exon. Gene Ontology annotation, biological process: protein retention in ER lumen; Golgi organization; intracellular protein transport. The coding region runs from base 1 to 648 and encodes 215 amino acids.
AUGAUUAAAUCUACAAUCGCUCUACCCUCUUUCUUCAUUGUUCUCAUUUUGACGUUGGCGAAUUUAGUGUCUGCAUCUUCCAAUUAUGCGCCAGUUGCUAUCACUUUACCAGCAUUCAGCAAAGAAUGUCUAUACUACGACAUGGCUACUGAGGAUGAUUCCUUAGCCGUGGGUUACCAAGUUCUAACCGGUGGUAACUUUGAGAUUGAUUUUGACAUUACUGCUCCUGAUGGAUCUGUAAUUACUAGUGAAAAACAAAAGAAAUAUUCCGAUUUCUUGUUGAAAUCAUUUGGGGUGGGGAAAUACACCUUUUGCUUUUCCAAUAACUACGGUACGGCAUUGAAAAAGGUAGAAGUUACCUUAGAAAAGGAGAAAACUUUAACUGAAGAAGCUGAAACUGAAGUUAACAAUGAUGAUAUUAUCGCCAAUAACGCUGUGGAGGAAAUCGAUAGGAACUUAAACAAAAUUACAAAGGCUUUGAACUAUUUGAGAGCUAGAGAAUGGAGAAAUAUGUCCACUGUUAACUCGACCGAAUCAAGGUUGACCUGGUUAUCUAUAUUGAUCAUGAUCAUCAUUGCCAUUAUAAGUGUUGCCCAGGUUCUACUUAUUCAAUUCCUCUUUACUGGUCGCCAAAAGAAUUAUGUUUAA